AUGUUAAAUUUUAUGUUAAAAUUAUUUAUCAAAAACUCUAUUAAUUAAAAACAUAACAAAAAUUAAAAAUAAAUCUUAACGGAAAGAAAGAUUCGAGUAUCAAAGACGUGGCCCCAAAACCCCGAUUAUGAAAUUCUCUCUUAGCUUAAAUUGAUAUAUAAAAAUAUUUUUUAAUUAGAUAAAUCUUUGAGCACACUAAAUCUCCUUUUGAGAAUCUAGCCUCUUGAUGAUUGA
Molecule: messenger RNA, 234 nt
Organism: Tetrahymena thermophila SB210
Lineage: Eukaryota; Ciliophora; Oligohymenophorea; Hymenostomatida; Tetrahymenidae
Exons: 3
Source: RefSeq, a predicted model, not a curated record